Podarcis raffonei (Aeolian wall lizard) is the source of this 1021-nucleotide messenger RNA. RefSeq names its product protein S100-A3-like. Bases 5 to 316 code for a protein of 103 amino acids. The record is from RefSeq and is a predicted model, not a curated record. Lineage: Eukaryota; Metazoa; Chordata; Lepidosauria; Squamata; Lacertidae. The transcript has 2 exons. Gene Ontology annotation, molecular function: calcium ion binding; transition metal ion binding. Gene Ontology annotation, cellular component: cytoplasm.
GGCGAUGGAGCAGUAUCAGACUCUGGAGCAGGCCCUCGGAGGGCUGGUUUGCACCUUCCAGCGCUACUGCCGGAAGGAAGGCGACAGGCACACACUCAGCAAAGGGGAACUGAAGGAACUCUUGGAAAACGAGCUUCCCAGCCUGAAAACCCUUCAAAUAAAAGAUGGUGCUGUCGAAGAGUUGAUGGCAUUGCUGGAUACAAACAAGGACAACCAAGUGGACUUUGAAGAGUACAUCCGCUUCAUCGCGGCGGCCUGCACCUUCUUCCACGACUUCUUCCGGGACAGCCCUCCGGUCCAGCCCCGACUGCUAUGAAAACCAAGAUGGCUCCCCAACUCACCCAAGGCUGCAAAGCAGGUUCCUCACCCCGGUUGGAAAAACCGUGCCAGGAAAGUCCCUGUGUCCAUCUCUGAAAUCUCAAGACAAGUCUUCUUUCUCAUCAACUGUGUCUUUAUUUCAUUUUGUUGCUUGAGAAAUCAGUUUUGAGCCUCAAAAAGCGAGGGGGGGAUAGAACAAGAAAAAAUGGCUUCUGAAAGGAUGAAACGAAAAGUAACAGCAACGCAGUGGAGCUACAAAUCCUUAGCAUCUCAUACCUUUGAGGGAAAGAGCCUCAAAGUUAGAACUGUAAAAGGUCAUAGAAAUGUUAUACAGUGGUACCUCGGUUUAUGAACUUAAUCCGUUCCAGAAGUCUAUUUUUAAACUGAAACCGUUCUUAAACUGAGGCGCUUUCCCUAAUGAAGCCUCCCGCCGCCGGUGCCCUUCCACCAUUCGACUUCCAUUCUUAGACUGAGGUAAAGUUCGCAAACCAAAACACUACUUCCGGUUUUGCAGAGUUCGUAAACCGAAUAGUUCGUUAACAGGGCUGUUCAUAAACCAAGUUACCACUGUAUACUCAAAGGAUCAUGGGUGAUUGCUGUCUUGAACUGUCUCCGAAAACCGAGCUGUGAGAGUGGAAGUUGAAUGUGUCAGGAGAGGCUACUAGAUACUUUCAGACUUAUCAGUCUUAGACAUUUAUAUAAU